CUUCUGUUCUGCCUUACCUUCGUCCUAUCUUCGUUCCCACUCCGCGUUUCCUAAUCCCCUGAAACUCGUCGCAUACUUUCACAAUGGGUGGUCAUCUCGAUCCUAAGAACGGAAUUUUCCUCGGCACGUGGGGUGACCUCGGCUGCCCUACUCCCCAGCGUAUCACCUCCUACUCCCUCUCUCCCAACCGUCAGCGCCCUCUCGCCGGUGCCGGUCACGCCGCUAUCUUCAACACCUUCCGCAGAUUCAGACACCAGGUCCUCUACGUCGCUCCUCCCUUCAUUGCCGCCUACGCCCUCAUGAACUGGGCUAUUGAGCGCAACGAGUACCUCAACUCCAAGCCUGGCCGCCUUCUCGAGGGUGGUGAGGAGUAAAUGUAACGUGCGAUACCAAGGGGACCACUACGGGGAAGAAAUGUAGCCCAGGAAGAAUGCAGGAAUUCGUUUGGUGAUUGCGAUGUACAGUAACUAGAAGCAAUCGGUUGUGUUGCGUGUGCCGCUUUGCCUAUGAGUGCCUAUGAGUAGUUCAAGCGUGGGGGGUUGUAUCCAUGAUCUGUAAUGGAUGCGUUUAGAUAGGUCGGAUGGAUUCCAGAUCCAGGCGACCUUGACCAAUCGUAGUGUCCGGCCAUUGCCCUGCGCUGAUUGACCUUCUCUGUUCUACGAUAAUGCAC
Molecule: messenger RNA, 670 nt
Organism: Aspergillus brunneoviolaceus CBS 621.78
Lineage: Eukaryota; Fungi; Ascomycota; Eurotiomycetes; Eurotiales; Aspergillaceae
Product: ubiquinol--cytochrome-c reductase subunit 8
Exons: 4
Coding region: 84-374 (96 amino acids)
Biological process (GO): mitochondrial electron transport, ubiquinol to cytochrome c
Source: RefSeq, a predicted model, not a curated record